AUGGCGCUCAAGCUGUUCAGUGAUAGGAGAUUAUCUCCACCCACCACCCUACAGCGCGGCUUUGCUAACUCUGACCACAGUUCUGCACAGCACGUGUUUCAAAGCGUCUUCAGACACGGUUCUGGGGGACCCGGGAGUGGCGUGAGUCUGUCUGUCCGUCUGUCUGUGGGGCUCGGGCCUAGCUCGUCCCGAGAACUGUACCUCACGCAUGCCCCACGCGCACCCCUCACCUACUCGGGUGGGCGUCGUGGGUCCUCCAGUCCCCCUGCGAGGGCCGAGCGCUGCCGCCCAUUGGCUGAAGCCCACCACGAGGCCAGCCCCGCACAGUCAUCCCCGGGGGCGCGCUGCCCACGCCUCAGUGACUCAGUGACUCUCGCCACGCUCGCUUCCCGACUCCAUUGUCUCCGAGGUCCUUGGCUCUCCUUCCACUGCCUCCGCGACAUUUUGCCCGUUGGUGGCCAGGCCGCCACUCCGCAGCUGCCCCGAGUAGCUGCUAGACGCGUGGCUUCUGUGCCAUCUUCGGGUUUUUUUCCAGGGGACCUCCGGCUGCCAUCAUGGCUGGAUGUCGAAUUGCCAAUACUUCAAUCCGAACAUGAGAGGAGAAUGAUGUCUAUGCAAAUGAUGACCAACUCAAUAAGUGAUGCCAUGGAGAGGUACAAGGAGCUCAUACAAGCGAACAGUUCCUACCGCAUCAGGCACUCCCAGCUCCUGCGUGAACAAGCUCAAUUGAAGAACAAAAUACAGAUUUUGCUGAAUGAGAAGAGAGAACAGCUGGUGGAGCAGACUGAACUGCCAGCAUCCUCUGUGGAGGCAAAGAGGCUCUGUGAAGAGGCCGGAAUGAACAUCUGUGUCCCCAGUGCCAAGCAACAGCAGCCUCUGCUUCCGGCCCUGCUCCAGGUUCCUGCCUUGAUUACUGCUCAGUCCGUGUUCCAUGGAUGAUGAAGGACAAGCUUUAAAAUGAAAUAAACCUCUCCCUUCCCACCUAGCUUUGGUCUUGUGUUUAUCAUAGCAACAGAAAUCCUGACAAAAAUUCACCUUCACUAAGUCUGACAUCUUCACAAGUUCUAACUCAAAAACUGUAAUUUUUAUCAUCCUGACCCCCCACACACAUACACACCACGCCUUAUAACUACUGAUGAGAUUCCUAAAUCUGUUGGCCAU
Molecule: messenger RNA, 1161 nt
Organism: Rattus norvegicus (Norway rat)
Lineage: Eukaryota; Metazoa; Chordata; Mammalia; Rodentia; Muridae
Source: RefSeq, a predicted model, not a curated record